AUGACGGAUAUGUUUGGAACAACAACAAUAGCAAACUAUGUGAUUGACUCGGAUGACUUGGAUGUGGAAGGAUGGCACUCUGUAAAGGUGGAUGGUCGUGUGCCUCAACCAAGACAUGCUCAUACUUGUACAUUGAUUGGCGACAUCAUGUGGAUAUUUGGAGGCUAUGGACUUGGAGGCAUACACCUUGGCGAUCUCAGCCGCAUCGAUCUGCGAUCAGGCCGUUGGGAGCGUAUCAAACACACGACAAAGCUUCCAGCACGCCACUCACACACUGCCGUCUCGUAUGCCGGCGAUCUCUGGAUCUUUGGCGGCAUUGGCACUGGCUCGGCCGAUAAUGUCUACAACGACCUGUGGCGCUACGCGCCCGCCGACGACACAUGGACAAAGAUGGUACCUGCGCAGGGCUAUACACCCGAGGCACGCUGGGGCCAUGCCGCCGUGAUCUAUCAAGGCGCGAUGUAUGUGUUUGGAGGCAUGAACGAAGGCUUCUACAACAAUGUACUGCGCUACGACUUUGCGGCCAACGAGUGGACCAACGUGGCAGUGCAGAACACUCAAGUGUCGCCAGUGCCUCACGGACGACAGUAUCAUGGCAUGGCGUUGGUGGGCUCUCGCAUCUAUGUCUUUGGCGGCUACGAUGGUCUGGUGUGCCCCAACGACAUGUAUGAGCUCAACCUCGACACUCUAGUAUGGCGAGGCAUUGUAUCGGCUUCGGGCCGGCACACUAUCAGACGGGGCGCCGUCACAGUCGCACACGGCAGUGUGAUCUACCAGUUUGGCGGGCGAUUCAAGAAUCUGACAGAUAGUAUGCUUCGAUUCGACACGACCACGCUCGAGUGGCGCGAGGUAACUCUUGCCAACCGACCAUCCAAGCGACAGUUUGCAGCGGGUGUCAUCUACAAUGACAACAUCUACGUCUUUGGCGGCCAGAGCGACUACAACGAGAAUGACAUCCAUAGAUAUCAGUUGCCUCAGGUGUCAGCUGCAACGGAAACACGUGGCGGCGGUGGCAGCGGCAGCGGUCAGAACGUCUCAAAGGUUCACCCAACAUCACCAUCAUCAUUACUGGCGUCUAACUUUGGCCAACUGGUAGACAACCCGAUGUACUCUGAUAUCCAGUUCAAGGUUGAUGGCAGGACUAUACACGCACAUCGAUGUAUAUUAUAUUCGCGCAAUGAACACUUCAAAGCAAUGAUCACGAGUGGAAUGAAGGAGACUGUUGAGGACAUCAUCCACGUACCCGACACAACCUACGACGCCUUCCGCGCCAUUGUACAUUAUCUCUACACCGGACAGCUGCGGUUCAGACAGAUCGACCUGCUGGAACUACUAUCACUCUCAGACCGCUACUUGAUCAAAGAAGUGAAGGAACAGUGUGCCAAGUACUUGGUACAUGUGGCUAACAAGGCCAACAUGGACCAGAUGAGACACCUGGCCGAUACUUAUAACAUUGAUGAGCUGAAGGCCAAAGUGGCCACCUUUGAGGACGGCACAACUCCUUCACAAUAA
Messenger RNA from Acytostelium subglobosum LB1, 1512 nucleotides. RefSeq lists its product as hypothetical. Gene Ontology annotation, cellular component: Golgi apparatus. Bases 1 to 1512 code for a protein of 503 amino acids. The record is from RefSeq and is a predicted model, not a curated record. The transcript has 2 exons. NCBI's taxonomy places the organism in Eukaryota, Evosea, Eumycetozoa, Acytosteliales, Acytosteliaceae. Gene Ontology annotation, molecular function: protein binding.